Molecule: messenger RNA, 1255 nt
Organism: Papaver somniferum (opium poppy)
Lineage: Eukaryota; Viridiplantae; Streptophyta; Magnoliopsida; Ranunculales; Papaveraceae
Product: H/ACA ribonucleoprotein complex subunit GAR1-like
Exons: 9
Coding region: 216-1007 (263 amino acids)
Molecular function (GO): RNA binding
Source: RefSeq, a predicted model, not a curated record
CAACCGUAAACCCUAGCCGUUAACCGCUUCGUGCCUCUCUCUCUCUACAUUCUUCUUCAUCUUCUACUACUACUUGUUCUUCUCUCUUUCAUCCGCAAACAAAGAAAAGGGCGCCACGAAUAUCUUUCCAAGGAAAACUUCAAAAAAGAAAACCCUAGAACUACCAUAAAAAAAAAACUAAAAUCAAUUCUCUCUACACAGCAAAGUAAACAGAGAUGGAUCGGUAUCAGAGAGUAGAGAAACCAAGGCCUGAAACACCGAUUAAUGAGAAUGAGAUUAGAAUAACUACACAAGGAAGGAUGAGAAACUACAUUACUUAUGCUACUACUCUUCUUCAGGAAAAAGACUCUACUGAGAUUGUUCUCAAAGCCAUGGGAAGGGCGAUUAACAAGACUGUAAUGAUUGCUGAAUUAAUUAAGAGAAGGAUUGCUGAUCUUCAUCAGAAUACAGCAAUUGGAUCAACCGAUAUAACUGACACAUGGGAGCCACUUGAAGAAGGCCUUGUCCCAUUGGAGACUACCCGCCAUGUUUCAAUGAUCACUAUUGUACUAUCCAAAAAGGAGCUGGAUACAUCCUCCACUGGGUACCAACCACCUAUUCCAGCUGAUCAAGUGAAACCAUGGACUGAAUUUGAUUAUGAAGGAGAGGGCUCUCCUGGUGGUAGAGGUAGAGGACGUGGUGGCCGAGGAAGGGGUGGAAGAGGUCGAGGGAACUUUAAUGGAGGUGGUGAAUUCAAUGGAGAUGGAGGAAAUUAUGAAGGUGGACGUGGCUUUGGUGGCAGAGGAAGAGGCCGCGGAAGAGGCCGUGGUUUCCGCGGGCGUGGAAGAGGAGGUUAUGGUGGCGGAGAUAUGCAACCUGAAUUUGGUGGUUAUAACAAUGAGUACAAUGAUGGGCCUCCUGCCCUAACACGUGGGCGUGGCCGUGGUAGAGGAAGGGGGGGUCGUGGGCGUGGGCGGGACUAUAAUAGGGCAGAUGGACAACAGCAGGUUCAGCCUGUAGUUGCUUGAGCCCUAGGUUGGUUUCUCCAGGGUUCAUAGGUUGGUGAGAUAGAUAUAUCUUGAGUUUUCUGCUGUAAUCAACUUUGUUUUCGGUAGUUAAAUCUAAAGAUUGUUUCCAAUUUCAAUUGAUUUUGUGAAAACUGAGAAAAUAUAUAUGGUGUUUUAUAUACCCUGACAAAAUUGUAAAAUUAUGCCUGUGUUUUUUCGUUAGGAAUAAUAGAGCAGUGCAUUCUUUGAAUUUCGUAUUAUUUUGGUGA